AUUGAUUUAACUUGAGUCAUGGUUUUCUUUUUAUGGUCAAAAAGUUCCUUUGUGCAUUCAAGUAUUUUGAAAUUGUUUAUUUGACUUUCUCAACCCUUUUUAGUAGUGAUUUUCCUUGAUAAUAUAUGUAUAUCUGUGUGUGAGAGAUAGAGUUUCCAUCCAUUAAAAGUAUAUGCAAAUCUAAGGACUUACAUCAAAUCUUAAUCGUUAGUUUUAUGAAAUGUAAUAGUUCAGUUAAUUUUACUUAAGUGAGUCAGUAAGGUGGUGUUUUCUUUCUUGUUGCAUGGUUUUCUUUUUACCUUAAAACUUUUUCUCCACACAUUUUCAAAUGAACUGAUAUGAAUCAUUAGAUUUGGUAAAAUUGUCCAUUGAAAGUUGGUGUGAGUUAUUUUGGACUUACAUUUAGUGUAAAGAAUCUUAUCUUUUUUUAGUUAUGUUUUUUGAAAAUCAAGCAUCCAACAACAUAGUUUAUUCAUCACAUGUUUUUAUUAUUUAUCCUAUAAUAAAUAUCUAAGAUCCGAAGUGUCUGUAUAUAUUCAUCAGCGAUGACUACAGCUAAUCCGUUAGUAACAAUCCAUUGGCUCCUCAAUUUAAGGAAAGUUUGUUAGUACGUCAUGUCAUUUUCUUGACUGCUUGAACUUAAUCUAACCUUAAAACUUUCUGAAACACACGUGUAGUGCUUCAACCUCAAUCCCUUCUAUCCUUUUACUCAUACUCUGAAAAUGGAUGGAAUGUACUAUUAACUUUCUGUUUAUAGACAUGUGUUGUAAACAUAAACUGUGAUUAAUAUACAAUUAUCAACCACUUUAGAUAGAAUAUUUUUUGUAUGAUUUUUAAAAUAGUUAUACAAGUUAAUAAGCUUUCACACAUAACAUUUUGUUACUGUAGACAUAUAUAUCUACGCUGCAUGUAUUUGUUAUUGCAUUGUUCAUCAUCUUUAUACAUACAUAUAUAUACAUAUAUAUAUAUAUAUAUAUAUGCCAUAUCAUCAUGGCCAUCCGGUUGAUCAUCCCGUUUUAUAGGUGCUAUUUUUAUCAUCUGCAAUAUUUCUGAAUGUUCUCAUAACAAGCAAAACCUCCCCUUCAUUUCUCUUUUUUUUUUCUUCAUCUUCUUCUUUCUUCUUUCAUUUUUUUCAACAUUUUCCGCGAGAAAAGAAGGAAAAAAAACGUGAGAAGAUAGAGGAGUCAUUAACAGCAAAAGUGUGCGUGGAUUUGGAACAAAAUGGCGAGAGAGGCUUUCAUUUUGAAGGAAAGCGCCUUGUUAUCUCUCAGAGCAUUGAAGAGCUUGAUGACGUUGAUAUGUGCGGCUGCUAUGCUGCUGCUGCUGCCAUUCAGAGGGUCGAGGAGGGUGUCUCCGGCCGAGAAGCCUAGCAGCAAGGAGGAAUGCCACCACCGGAAAGGCACAAUGGUGCGCAUACCGGCGAAGAUGAUGUCAAGAAAAAGUAGUGUUGGUGUGGUGGUGGCAAGGAGGGAAUUGGCCAUAAGGAGGGUGGUGGAGGAUGAUGAUCAAAGGUGUGUGAGGGAGUAUUGGAUUUUGGGAACCAAAAGGGGUGACACCAUUUUCACACAAUGUUGGACACCAAUUUAUCACAAGAUAAGGGGAGUCGUUCUUCUUCUGCAUGGUCUAAAUGAACACAGUAGCAGAUAUAGUGAUUUUGCAAAGCAGCUGAAUGCUAAUGGUUACAAAGUUUAUGGAAUGGAUUGGAGUGGACAUGGUGGAAGUGAUGGGCUACAUGCAUAUGUCCAUUCUCUUGAUGAUGCUGUUUCUGAUAUGAAAGUAUUUGUUGAGAAGAUUCUCAAUGAAAAUCAUGGGCUUCCAUGUUUCUGCUAUGGACACUCAACAGGUGCAGCCAUUAUUCUGAAGGCACUGCUUGAUCCAAAGGUUGAAGCCAGCAUAGUUGGUGCUACAUUCACCUCACCAGCAGUUGGAGUGGAGCCUUCUCAUCCAAUUUUCGUGGCACUUGCACCUAUACUUGCAUUUUUGCUGCCAACAUAUCAAUGCAAUUCUGCAUAUAAGAAGGGAAUACCGGUCUGUAGAGAUCCAGAAGCUCUGCAUGCAAAAUAUUCAGACCCUCUAGUAUGUACUGGAUCUCUGAGAAUACGUACAGGCUAUGAAAUUCUUCGAAUUACAACGUACUUGCAACAAAAUUUCAGAAAACUUAGAGUUCCAUUUCAAGUUCUCCAUGGCACUGCUGAUUCUGUUACUGAUCCUGAUGCUUCUCGAAAACUGUAUGAACAGGCAUCCUCAACAGACAAAACUAUCAAACUGUAUGAAGGAUUCUCACAUGACCUCCUCUUUGAACCUGAACGAGAGGACAUCACAAGGGACAUAAUUCAAUGGUUGAAUAGUAGAAUAUGAAAUGAGUUAGAGCAAUAAGGAAACAUAUCAGUUAGAUUUCAAACCAAGAAAUUGAAAGAUUAGAAGUUUAGUGAUCAAGUUCUCUUGGGUUGUAAGAGGAAAAACAACUUCAAAAGCCAUGCAAACAUCAUUUUUUGUAUUGGAAUCCUUAAAAUCGUUUGUUCAU
Molecule: messenger RNA, 2524 nt
Organism: Vigna angularis (adzuki bean)
Lineage: Eukaryota; Viridiplantae; Streptophyta; Magnoliopsida; Fabales; Fabaceae
Exons: 7
Coding region: 1222-2358 (378 amino acids)
Cellular component (GO): membrane
Molecular function (GO): lipase activity
Source: RefSeq, a predicted model, not a curated record